Messenger RNA from Oryza sativa Japonica Group (Japanese rice), 4178 nucleotides. RefSeq lists its product as uncharacterized. The record is from RefSeq and is a predicted model, not a curated record. Gene Ontology annotation, biological process: defense response to other organism. Lineage: Eukaryota; Viridiplantae; Streptophyta; Magnoliopsida; Poales; Poaceae.
AGAUUAUUUAGCUGUAGAGAUCAACCGAAGAGAGCAAAGUAUCAGUCCCCUCCGAGAGAGAGGGUUUAGAAUAGUUUCCUCGUCAAACAAUCCGCGCCGUCGUCUAUAUAAAAACCUCACCCUUCUCGUUACAUCUUAUCUCAUCGUGUGUUAAUUUGCAUUUGCACUGCAAACGGCGGCCGGCCAUGGACGGGCCCAGCGGCGCAACCGACACGGCCAACGCGGCCGGCGGCGACGCAACGCUGGCUGUUCCUCCGCCACCGCCGCUGCUGACCGGAACGGCCGUUCCGCCGCCCCCGCCGGCAGCUGCCCAGCCGCAACCACAGCAAGCAACGGUGGCGGAGGGUGACCCGCCGCCGCCAGCAACCGGUAGUGCAGAGGAGGUGGCCGGCAACGGCGAGCCUCCUCAACCGCCCGCCACUGAUCCGGCGAGCGAACCCACUGCGCCGCCGGAACCACAGCGAGCAACAGAGGAGAAGAAGGGUGACGAGCCACCACCACCGGCAUCAACCGGAGUGAAAGAGGAGGUGGCCGGCCAUGGCCAGCCUCUUCCACCGCCCACCAGUACUCCGGCGAGCGAGCCCCCUGCGCCGCCGGAACCAAAACAGCAGCAGCAGCAGCAGCAAGCAGGCGACGCGGCGAAGCAGGCGGCGCCGUCUGCCGACGACGAGGACGGAGGUAAAAAGAGGCACAGCCGUUGGAACUUCCUCCGCAACCUCUUCCGCCGCCACAAGGGCUCACUGCGCGACGCCGUGAAGGCCGCCGCUCUCACGAAGCCGCGGAAGGAGGAGGAGGAGAAGAGCAAGAAGACCGCCGGGCCCGAUGAAGCCAGCAAGCUGCCGCCGCCGCCGGCUCCACCUCCCGCUCCCGACGAUGACGCGGCUAGCCGUAGCCGGUCUACGCGGAGGAGGCUCGUGAAAGUGCUACGGGCCGUCCAAUUCAUCACGCGGUUGAAGAACUGGAGGAAUCGCCCACCGGAGGACGGUAAAGCCAAAGAGGAGCAGAAGCCGUCUCCGGAGACGAAGGACAAAAAGCCACCGGAGACGACGGGGAAGGACAAAAAGCCGGCGGACCCGGAGCUGGGGCAAGCGAAGGAGAAGACGCCGGCGCCGCAGCAAGAGGAGGAGAAGAAGGAGAAGGAGGAGGAGACGCCAGAGGCGAAAGCGCAGCGGCUAGAGGAGGAGAAGUCACGGCGGAGGUGGAAGGAACGCGGGGAGGCGCUCCUGCAGGAGAUCCUCGAGGCCGCCUUCGAAGCGCUGCUCGCCGGCGAGUUCAACAAGCUCAAGGAUCAGUGGCGGCAGUGCCUCCUCACCUUCUCCUUCUUCCCCGUCAACCACAAGGUGAAGAAGCAGGCGGUCACCUACUGGUGGGCCGCCCAGUUCGGCCUCCCGCACCGCCGCGCCCCCAGCGCGGCGGAGCCCCGCGGGUCGGAGGAGAUCUUCGCCGAGUUCUGCGCCAGCGGCUUCCUCGAGCCGAUCACCAGCCGCUGCAGCGGCGCGUCCCACGGCUGCCGCGUGAACCCGCUCGUCCACUGGAUGGUGAAGCGGACGGCGAGGGGCGAAUUCGCCGGCCUGGACCAGCACGGCCACCCCACCGUCGAUCCGGGCGAGUCCAGGGUCCUCUGCCUCACGGCGAGCCACCGCGAGCUUCUACAGAGGCUAGGCAGGGCCGACGAGUCGCCGUCGGCGCCACCGUCCCCGACGAGAAAACUUUCGAAAGUCAAAACGCCCAGCCAACAAGACCGUCAGCAAAAAGAGGCAAAAGAAGACCGUCAGCAAAAGGAGCCAAAUCCAACAGGAACGCCCUCCAAAAUAGCCGUCAGCAAACUUGAGGGCGAGACGACACAAAAGAAGCCAAACCCAACAGGAACGCCUUCCGAAAUGGCCGUCAGCAGACUUGAGGGUGAGACGAAGCAAAAGAAGCCAAACCCAAUAGGAAUGCCUUCCAAAAUGGCCGUCAGCAAAUUUGAGGGCGAGAUGAAGGAGCAACAAAAUGAAAAUGACAAGAUCAAUCUCAAGCUUGAGCUCCAGAAGUUUCAAAACAUACAUGUAAUCCUCAACAUCAAUGCACAUGUGUAUCGGCUCCCAUAUUGCUUGUUAUCCUUUCUUGGCGAUCGCCUGGUAGUCCUACAACUUGGUCGAUGGUGGAACUCCGAUAAUAGCACAUACUUGGAGGUGGAGGGGCUAGAGAAACUGAAUGCCAUCGGCAACCUCAAGAAACUCCGAUACCUUGGCAUUCGUGGGUUGUCAAAGCUGACGGAGCUACCCAAGAAUGUCAACAAACUACAACAACUUGAAGUCCUGGAUGUUCGUGGGUGCCAAAACCUGACCCAUGUGAUGUCAUCUACUGUCAGGAACCUUAGGCAGUUGACCCAUUUGGAUCUCACUGAAUGCUACAUGCUGGAGCAUAUUGGAUGGGAGAUCACCUCCCUCUCAGAGCUUCAAGUAUUCAAGGGUUUUGUCUUUGGCAUUGAUGCACCAAGGAGAUAUGUAUUCCAAUGUCGAGAUAGGCAUGCGUGUCAUUUGCAAGACCUCAAGGCGAUGAAGAAUCUCCAAAAGCUCAGUAUCAAUGUUACAACUGAUGCAAAUGUUGACAAGAAUGAUAUGGGGCAACUUAAGCAUCUUGAAAGCCUCCAAUCACUAACAAUAACAUGGGGUGAGUUGCCAAGCAUCUUAACAUCUGCAGAAAGAGAAAAUGAGAAAAAGCAACUCCUUGAGAGGUGGACUAGCCUAGUGUUGCCGUUAAGUCUUGUGAAACUAGAUGUCCGAUGCUAUCCCAGUGAAGAGAUCCCAUUUGAGUGGUUUGAACCAAAAGGGGCCAUUAAGCCCAAAAACCUCAAGAAACUAUAUGUGAGAGGUGGAGCCGUUAAGAAACUAAAUCUUCCCAAAGAUAACAAUAUUAAGACUCUGCGCCUAAGAUAUCUCAAGGAAUUUAAAAUGAAAUGGGAAGAAAUAUUGGGUAUGAUGAACAAUCUCCAUUAUGUGGAAGUUGUUUACAAGGAUCCUAAGGUGAUGAAGAGUGAAAAGAUAAAACAUCAAACAGAUAAUGUCGAGCUACAACCUCACAUAAUUAAGGAGAAGGAAAAGAAGGUAAAGGAGGAAGAGGAAAAAUGUAUGGCGGAGAUCAAAAAAAAUAUGAGGAUACCAGAUUCUACCUUGGAUGAGCAUGGGGUGUGGAAGAAGGAUCAAAAGGAAGCUGAUCAAAAGAAGGCAAAGGAGGAAGAGGAAAAACAUAUGGCGGAGAUCAAAAAAAAUAUGGGCAUACCAGAUUCUACCUUGGAUGAGCAUCGGGUGUCGAAGAAUGAUCAAAAGGAAGUUGAUCAAAACAAGAAGGGCAAAGGCUGUGAGGGUGAUGGGGAUGGAAGCAAAGAAUCUAGUAACUCUCAGAGUAAGGUGCAUGAUGGUCAUGAUUCCAAGGCUACUAUCAACAAUAAUGUUACAAAAGUUUCUAGUGAAUCCGACCUGACGGGAAAAGAACAAAAGGAAAAAACAAGUAGGCGGUCCUAAAGUGCUCCUGGCAUCGAUAUACUACUCAAGAUAGUAAAUCUGGUACUCCCAAUGAGCAAUCCUCUAGAGUAAAUGAUGCAUUGGACACACCUAGUGAGCAACGUGAUCUGAAAGGCACUGUAUCUGACACAUUCAGUGAGCAUCAUUCUGAAUAAAAAACUGACAUAUUUGAUGAAUAACAUGCUAGCAAAAAUAAGGGACUUGGCGGACCUACUGGACAAUGAUAUCCUCAAUGUGAGUGGCCUUGAAACCUAGAAAACAGCCUCAAAGGAAAGUGAUUCAAAAUCAACACCACACCUUGCACCAUAUGUACAUAUGGUGCUUUGGCCAUUGGCAAAGAAGUUAUAGCCGAUGACAUAGAAAGUGACAAAUAGAAGCUCCAGUAAGAGGUGCAAAAUUAUGCAGCAUGGAGAGUCGCCUAUCAUCAUGUGUGUUGUAUUUGUGUGUGUAACAAGUAUUCAAUGCAAGCAUAAACAUGUCUUCAAAUUCUUUUGGUUGUUUAUAGUCGGUCCUCAAACCAUUUAAAUAAGAUUUUAUCAUCUCGGUGCAUUGGAAGAGCUUCCAAUUUGUUACUUAUGCUUGUUGUUAGUUGCAUUUAUUCAUUUACAUUCCACAAUAUUGUAAACAUUAUAGUGUAAUUAUACUACUAAGAGUAUAGCUACAUAUUGAUUA